UGUCGGCCAACGGACUGAUCACUGAUCACUGUGUCAGUCUUAACCACUGUCGUGUAGUAGAUCGUAUUGUUGCUUUUUAUCACAAGUUAAUUGUUUAAGAAAUCUAGUAAAUUUUCAAAUUCACAAUCAUGGAUCCAGCCCUUUUAAGAGAGCGAGAGCUCUUCAAAAAACGAGCUCUCACAACACCGACAGUUGAAAAGAAAAAACGAGAACCGGAAAAAGAAAGUGUCCGCGAUGAGCCGAGAAAGAAACCAAAGGUUUCAUCAGCGUCUUCCGCGCCAAAAUUGGACAUUGUCAAUUACAAGACAAUGUCAGGCAGUUCGCAAUAUAAAUUUGGAGUCCUGGCUAAAAUUGUGAAACACAUGAAAGCACGACAUCAGGAUGGGGACGAUCAUCCAUUGACACUGGAAGAAAUACUGGACGAAACUAAUCAGUUGGAUGUUGGCUCAAAGGUUAAACAAUGGCUACAAACGGAAGCUUUACUAAAAAAUCCCAAAAUCGAAGUUUCCCCGGAUGGCAGAUUUUCUUUCAAAGCCAUGUAUAAAAUAAAGGAUAAAAAAUCAUUGUUGCGGUUAUUGAAGCAACAGGAUUUGAAAGGUUUGGGAGGAAUUCUGAUGGAAGAUAUACAGGAAAGUUUACCGCUUUGCGACAAACACUUGAAAAGUCUCCAAAAUGAGAUAUUAUUCAUAACGCGACCGUUGGAUAAGAAGAAAAUAGUAUUUUACAACGACAAAACGGCGCAAUUCCCGGUAGACGAAGAGUUCCAAAAAUUGUGGCGAGCAGUGGCGGUUGACGCAAUGGAUGACCAAAAGAUCGACGAGUAUUUGGAGAAGCAAGGAAUCCGUUCGAUGCAAGAUCACGGACCUAAGAAGCCGGUUCCUCUGAAACGAAAGAAGCCGAACAACAAGAGGAAACACUUGAAAAAGCCUCGCGACAACGAACAUUUGGCUGACGUUUUGGAAAAUUACGACGACAACAAGUAGUAGAAAUUUUAUUCGGUGAGCCGAGAAACAAUAAGUCGAGGGAAAAAGAGGAAAAAUAUAGGAACAAAUUGAAGCUGGAAAAGGGCCAUGACGCCGAAAAACUUGCAGAUUAUUUCUGUCACCGACCAACAUUAUUCCAGUGUACGUACGACAUAGACGUGAAAAAUUCGUUUAUUUCGUCAAUGAUCCACCGUUCGAAAGAAUCGUGGUUACAACACAUUUGGCUAACAAUAAAUAAAUUCGUUUGUAAGCUCUCCUGGAAGCGAGACGAGACUCGAAGCUUCGAUUUCCAUUCCUCGAAUCACGAGCAACGACCAAGAGAGCAAUAAUAAAGUGAACGAGUCACGUUUUAUCCGAAGUACAAAAUAA
Molecule: messenger RNA, 1352 nt
Organism: Venturia canescens
Lineage: Eukaryota; Metazoa; Arthropoda; Insecta; Hymenoptera; Ichneumonidae
Gene: TfIIEbeta
Product: transcription factor IIEbeta
Exons: 4
Coding region: 129-983 (284 amino acids)
Biological process (GO): transcription initiation at RNA polymerase II promoter
Cellular component (GO): transcription factor TFIIE complex
Molecular function (GO): TFIIH-class transcription factor complex binding
Source: RefSeq, a predicted model, not a curated record